Messenger RNA from Lucilia sericata (common green bottle fly), 1431 nucleotides. RefSeq lists its product as uncharacterized. The transcript is spliced from 3 exons. The record is from RefSeq and is a predicted model, not a curated record. Bases 1 to 1431 code for a protein of 476 amino acids. NCBI's taxonomy places the organism in Eukaryota, Metazoa, Arthropoda, Insecta, Diptera, Calliphoridae.
AUGCCAGUCUCUCGCAGUCCUGAACAGGCUGGUGCUGAGGCAUUAGAAACCACUGAACAGCCACUUUGUAUUAUUUGCAAUGAGAACUUAGGUUCCGAAAACAAGACUGUUACAACUUGUAAUCAUUGCUUUCAUUCACCAUGUUUACGUAGAUGGUUAGAAACUAGUCCCACUUGUCCAGUUUGUCGUCAGCCUUGUAAUAAUUUAGAUGGCAAUAGCCAAGAUUUUCAACCCACACGUCUUGCUCCCUCUAAUACAAGAAUAGAGGAGGAGCAAUUCCUCGUGAUCGUCCGAACACAAGAUUAUAUAACCAACAGCAACAACAACAAAGAGUCUAUGUUUCAGAAUAUUAAUAUAGGAAACAAUAAUCGGAACAAUAAUAAUACAAAUUCUCCUAAUUUGGCCGAUAAUAGGUCACAAAUACCAAAUUUAGACAAUAGAAGGACAAACCCUUCAUCAAUGAUGAAUACAGGUCCUAACCCUACACCUGAUUGGCCACAGGAUAAUCCUUUCAGAGCUGACCAAUCCUUUAGACCUGCACAAUCUCAUAGACGUAGUGGUCAUAUACCAUUACCAGUAAAUGUUGAUAAUUCGCCUCUUACCUCUCAUCAAAUCUCAAAUUUGAUAAAUAAUUGGCGUGUAAAGUAUUCGGGUUUAAAUAAUGAUAUUUCCAUUGAUGAGUUUAUAUACAGAGUGAAUACUUUAACUUCAAUUCACUUAAAUGGAAAUUUUGAUUUGCUCGUGGAACAUGUACAUUCUCUUUUCGAGGGCAAAGCUCUCAAGUGGUUCUGGAGAUUCCAUCGCCAGACUGAUACCACGCCAGUAUGGUUUGAUCUCUGUGAUGCACUUAGGAGGGAAUUUAAAGAUACAAACACUGAUUACGAUAUCAAGGAUGAUAUGCGUCGUAGGAAACAGAAGAAUUCUGAAAGUUUUGAUUCCUUUUUGGACACCAUGAUGAAUCUUAGUGAUAAACUUAGAAUUCCUUUUAGUGAAAGUGAAUUUGUUGAAAUCAUAAUUAGAAACUUGAGAACAGAAUUGCGGCAUGAGUUAUUGCAUUUAAAUAUUAACGACAUUUCUACGUUACGAAAAGAAGUAAGGAAGCACGAAAAAUUCUUUGAGGAUUUAUCCUCUCAUUCGUCUUCAAGACCUAGAUAUUCUCGCCCAAACGUAUCUGAGAUUUUGCAAUCCUCUGAGGUAAAUGAGCUUGAACAGGAAGAGUUGUCGGAAGAGUUAAGAUCCUCUAUGCGUAUACGUAAUUUUUGGAUUAGAAGAAAACAACUUAAAAAGUUCGUAGUUUCUUCUAUUGUCAAUAAUGGUACAGAUACCAGACCCUUUGUAAAUCUUUGUAUUUUGAAUAAAACAUUUUUAUCCUUGCUCGAUAGCGGAGCAAAUAAGUCUUGUAUAGCUGGUAGUUUGUGUCAGGAGAUUUAA